Messenger RNA from Coffea eugenioides, 823 nucleotides. RefSeq lists its product as uncharacterized. Gene Ontology annotation, biological process: interstrand cross-link repair; protein ubiquitination. Gene Ontology annotation, cellular component: nucleus. Bases 2 to 523 code for a protein of 173 amino acids. The record is from RefSeq and is a predicted model, not a curated record. Lineage: Eukaryota; Viridiplantae; Streptophyta; Magnoliopsida; Gentianales; Rubiaceae. The transcript has 6 exons. Gene Ontology annotation, molecular function: ubiquitin protein ligase activity.
CAUGCAGAUACAGAACCUUAGAGAGAAAGCUACUUAUUUGGAGGGAUUGUUGGAAAACAUGUCAAUAGUGCAAUCAGGAUUGCCCUAUACCAGUCAGGAUUGCAAAGGACAACCCCUUUCUGAGUUUGGCCACCAAGAAUGUCCAAAUGGUUUUCUGUUGCAGACGGACUUACACAUUGAGGGUGCUCGAUUCUUUGAUGUGGAUGUUCAUAGUCAAACUACGAUGGUUGCUCGAAGGCUUUCUGGCAUGGCAGGACCAUAUGAGCUUACCAAAAUAAGCUUAUUGGCUCCACAUGCACGGGAAAACAUUCAGCUUCCUCUAAGCACCAGAGUUAUCAAGGAUUUACGUAUUUCCCCUCAUGCUAAACUUGCACUAUUGGCUUCCUUGGGAAAGAAAUUAUACGUUCUUAGCACGGAAAGCAACAAUACCAUUGUCACAUAUGACUUACCGGUAAGAUCUUUAGUCUCAGAUCUCCUUGUUAACUUUUUUAACCUAUCCUUCCAAUUUCAGCAGAGAACGUAGGUGCUAUAUGUAGCCUUUGAUGCUAUCUAUAUCUUGCAACUUCUGCAUGUAUGCUCGUCCCAACAAUUUGAAACAGUGUUUGCUUCAUCACUUGGUUUCUCCAGAGAAGAGGAUAUGCAUGACCAAAAACAUUUAUUGAAAAAAACUAAUGUGAGAAUAAAGUUUCAGAGUUCACCUAAUAUCAUGAAAAAUUGAAAUGCCUUUGGAAAAUUUCAUCUGAGAUGUGAUAUAUGUCUUAGAAAGGUGGAUUAAACUUAUGGCUUCAUGACAAAUCAGUUAGACUAGAUGUUCAUGUGUAUC